AUGACGGUGGAUCUUUCUGAACUCCGGCGCCAAGUUGCAGCGACACAGCAGAAGAUACGAGAGGCCGAGGAAGUUGGGGACGAAGAGCAAGUCUUGGACUUGACUUGCGAGGCCAACGAGCUGCGGGAUACCCUGCGGAACUACGAGACCUUCGAUGCUCUCUGGGAGCCUGCCUGGAACUUUCCAUACGACGAGGUGGUUUCGAGCCAUCUCCUUGGCAACUGCUGGGUGCUGACCGGGCUGCUGCCGCAUGGCGCGUGCCGGAAGCUGCUAUUUGCCAUCGGAAGCCGCGGCUUCGAGGAGGACUCAGGCGAUGCCAGUCGCUUUGGCGGCCGCUUGCAGAAUUUCGGGCGCGUGCUACGCUCGGAUGACGAGCCUCUAGCUGAUCUCAUCUGGAAGCGAGCCUCACCUGCGGCCCAAACGCUUCUACCCGUGCCCCCGGGCUGGCGUGCUGUAGCCCUGGACACUCGAAUCACCUACGAAGAGCUCACGUCGCAAAGCGCAGAGACCGUGGCCGGCGACUGGCGAGCGGACAGCCAGGACUCAUUUCACAUAGGAGCCUGA
Messenger RNA from Symbiodinium sp. CCMP2456, 564 nucleotides. NCBI's taxonomy places the organism in Eukaryota, Dinophyceae, Suessiales, Symbiodiniaceae. The record is from the annotation of a GenBank genome assembly.